This is a messenger RNA of Strongylus vulgaris, 513 nucleotides long. The record is from the annotation of a GenBank genome assembly. Lineage: Eukaryota; Metazoa; Nematoda; Chromadorea; Rhabditida; Strongylidae.
UUGACACUCUAUUUUCAGAUUUUCUACAAUUACACACCACAACGCGAAUGUACAGAUUACAAUCACAACUUCACUACGAAUCAAUGCGAUUUAUCUCAAGAGCAACAAUGCGAUCAACUCAUGAACUGUAGCAAUAUCACCAUAGAAGACGCUCCCUUUCACUCCAUGGUAGAGGAAUUUGAGCUCUACUGUAAUAUGGCCUAUGACGCCACUUUGGCUGCCACCAUACAAUUUCUGGGAGUAUUAUUUGGUACACUGAUAUAUGGUCAUCUUGGUGAUCAUUUUGGUCGUCGACCAGUUUCAUUUUGUGGAAUUUUUGUUGGAAUUAUUGCUGGAGUAAGUACGGGAUUUGCACCAUCUUGGGAGAUAUUCGCGGCAUUGCGAUUUGUGUGCGGCACAAGUGUUGCAUGUAUCCUUGUGGUUUUCUAUACCUAUAUUGUUGAACUGAUACGACCAGAGCAACGAGUAUUUAUGAGAUCGUUUUUCAAUUGGGUAAAAUUUUCAUCGUUUUGA